Molecule: messenger RNA, 1399 nt
Organism: Gossypium raimondii (Peruvian cotton)
Lineage: Eukaryota; Viridiplantae; Streptophyta; Magnoliopsida; Malvales; Malvaceae
Exons: 2
Coding region: 259-1203 (314 amino acids)
Source: RefSeq, a predicted model, not a curated record
AUCAAAAGACAAGAACGCGUCACGUGGAGAAGUGCAAGCCGAGGCGGCGAUGCGCGUGCGCGGCUCUAUAUUUUUGUGUCCCAUAAGCCAUGGACCAUUCUAGAAACGACUUCCCCAACCCAAGGUCAAAGCCCUAAUCUCUCUUUCAGAUCUGCUUUCCAUUUUCCCUUUGCUCUCUCCAGUAUCUCUCAUCAUUCAGAUGCACUUCCGGUCAUCAUCAUACCAAAAUGCAGGUAUUGAGUUGGUUUACUUUUAUAAAUGGACUGCAAGAAGUUCAUCCAAUUGGUUGAGGAGAAGAAGAAGAGAGCUUUGGAGAAGAAAGAAGCCCCUUUAAAAUGGGAACAGAAGCUAGAAGCUGCUGCAAAGGCGAGGGCAGAUGCUGAGGCCAAAGAGAAGAGUUCAAAGAAGGCUAAGCACAAAAGGUGUGUUUCUGAUACUGACAGUGAGAGUGACAGUACUGACGGGGAAAUAAAAAGAAGAACCCAUAAAAAGCAUAGGAAGAACGCCCACUGUGAUUCUGGUGACCAUGAGAGGAAAAAGGACAAGAAGUCAAAGAAAAAGUCGAAGAGACAUUCCCCAGGUUCCAGUGAUGAUAUCAGCAAUUACUACAGAAGUAGUUCUGAGGAAGAGAGGAGGAAAAAGCGAAGCUGCCGAAGAUGGAAGCAUCAUGAUUCUAAAUCAGAUUCGGAAUCUCUUGUUUCCUCAGAUGAUGAUGACAAUGAGAUAGUCAAAAGAAACCACAGACUCCAUCGGCGUUCAGUGUCUGGUACUUCAGACACAUCAAGUGAUGAGAAUGAUUGUAGAAUUCGAAAGAGAAGCCACACAAGACACCACAAACACCGUCAGCGACCAGGGUCAAGUGGUUCAGAGUCUUCAAGUGAUGAAGCUGUUCAUGCACCCAGAAGGCAAAGCCAUUCAAACCACAAUAAGCAUCAUCAACGAUCAAACAGUGUUGUCUCUGGUUCACUAGAUUCCGAUGAUGAGAGACCUUAUCAAAGGGGCCGGUCAUUAGGUAACUCAUCGGAUGAUAAUCUUGAGUCAAGGAACAAUAGAAGUGGUCAGCAUCACCAUCAUUAUCAUCAUCAUUAUCAUCAUCAUCAUCACCGUCACCUUCACAGACAUCAACCACAUUCUGAAGCAAAGAAUCAUCUAUCUGGGAAUUCAGUUGAACCUAAUGGAAAGCAUCGUGAAGAUCACCUUUAGCGAAACCUGGAAAAGGGUACAACUGAAAUAUUGCUCAUGAUCAUUAGAAUUGAUAAGCAUAAUCCUAUUCUAAUGUUUGACAAGUGUUUUCCUGAUUGAGGAAUGUAUUACAAGUGCUUAUGUGGCUACAGUUAUUGUUACCUUUUAUCGAUGCUAAAUUUGUGGUAGACUGAAAUACUGAAAUUUACUUUUUCAA